UUAUCAAAGUCUACUUCACAUAGUCUUUCAAAACCUUUCCGGUUCUCUCAAAACCAGAAAAAAAGGUCUGAAAUGGCUGCAUAUGGAGCACUUGUUUCUGUGAUGAAUAUUAUAGAUCAAAUUCAAACACAUCCAAACCCUCCAAUUUCUAUCCACCAAAAACAGCUUGAAUCUCUCAUUGAAGCGGUUACAUCCCUGCAACAUUUUCUUGAAAGCUAUUCUCCCCAAGGUGGCUACACCGAGGAUGAGGAUAUUUGGGAGAGUCGCAUAGCUGAAGCAGCUUACGAUGCUGAAGAUGUGAUCGAGUCCUAUAUUGUCGAUCAAAUUCGUGCUCGGUCAAACAUUGAUGUACAACACAUAAGCUCACCUGAAUUCUAUCAAGGUCUGCAGAAGGUGAUAGAAAGCAUGAAUUUGAUCAAGAUUGAGAUUGAUGAGAACAUGGUAGUCCAAGAUCAGCCUCACAUCAUGAAAUCUGUUACUCCUGCAGGCUCGUCUAGAUCUACUUCCACUGCUAAGAAUGUCACCAUGAUUGGUUUUGAUGAUGUCUUGGCUCAGAUGCUGGACAAGAUCACCGGAGGAGGAUCCGCUCGCCAAAUUCUCCCGAUCGUUGGAAUGGGUGGGAUAGGCAAGACCACUCUUGCUCGGAAUAUCUAUGUAAGUCCACUUGUCCAGGAGUCUUUUGGUGUUUGUGCAUGGACUACAAUUUCUCAAGAGUAUAAUGCUAAAGAAAUUCUUAGACAAGUUCAUGAUCAAGUAGGCAUGGGGAAGGGGGAUGAUUUAAGUGAAUAUGAGUUAGGAGAUCAUUUUUACAAGUAUUUGCUUGGAAGGAAGUAUUUUAUUGUAAUGGAUGAUAUGUGGAACAUAGAGGCAUGGGAUCGAGUUAGGAGAUUCUUCCCGGAUAAUAAAAAUGGGAGUAGAAUAGUAGUGACUACGAGGCUAUCAAACUUGGCAUCUCAAUUUAACUACUCCAAUGGUCUAGACUUGAAAUUUUUGGAUGAGGAUGCUAGUUGGGACCUAUUUUGCAAAACUGUGUUUGGGGAAGAAGUUUGCCCUCUUGAGUUGGAGGAUGUUGGGAAAAAGAUUGUGGAAGGUUGUAAGGGACUUCCAUUGUUUGUUGCUGUGAUAGGGGGACUCUUAUCAAAAUCUGAACGAACAAAUGAAAAGUGGGGAUUUAUUGAAAAGAAUUUAAGUUCAGUUGUGAAUUUGGAUGAUAAUGAGAGUUGCUUGCAAGUAUUAUACAUGAGUUAUAAUAAUUUGCCGGUUCAUAUGAAACCAUGUUUUCUCUUUAUGGGAAUUUAUGGUGAAGAUUAUAGAAUAAAAGUAUCUGAGCACGUCCUAGUUUUUGUUGCUAGUGGAUAUGUAAAACCAAUUAAUGGGAAGUGUUUGGAAGGGAUAGCAGAAGAGUAUGUGGAGGAACUUGUUGGUAGAAAUAUGCUUAUAGUUGAAAAAUACGAUAGCUGUGGGAAAAUUAAAUCAAUGAAAAUGCAUGAUCUGUUGAGGGAUCUAUGUUUAAGAGAAGCUCAGAAAUUGAAGUUUUUAUAUGUAUUCGGAGAGGAGAGCAUUCCAGAAGCUGUAAAUCCUCAACGCCGUAUCGUAAGCAGUUUCAGGGAAGAUGAAUAUACAGCUCCACUCAUUCAAUCCUUGGAAUCUGCAAUACUUGUGCGGAUGGUUUUUUGGGUAUUUCCAAAGAGUUUAUCACAUAAUUUUAGAUUGUUGCAGCUAGUUUCUCUUGAGCAAAAUUCCGAGGAAGAAGAUAGUCGUGAUUGUUGUGAAGAAAUUCUUCGUGAGCUUGUUAACUUGCGUGUUCUUAGUAUGACUGUUGAUGAGCAUCCUUUACCUUCUUCGGUCUACUUCCUUUGGAAUUUACAGAUACUAAUAUUAUCUGAUAUCGGUAAGGAUUAUGUUUGCGAGAUUUGGAAGAUGCCUAAACUUAGGCAUAUGAUGACCGAUUUGCAAGGGACACUUGAUGGUGCAUAUUGUCUGCCUGAUUCUUUCAACGACGAAAAUAAUAUGGUGUUGGAAGACCUACAGACACUUUAUGUGGUUAGCAAUCUCAAGUUUGGGGAUGGGGUGCUUAAAAGGAUCCCAAAUAUCAAAACAUUGAAGCUAUACUAUGAUAGAGAGAUAGACACCUCAGGAGAAGACUCCUCGGGAGAAGAUGCCUCGGGAAAAGACACCUCAGGAGAAGAAGAUUAUUACCGUCUCUACAAUCUUUGUUGCCUCCACAAACUUGAAACUCUUCAGCUUUGUGCUUCUGCACUAGACACUCAUAUGAUAAAACAAGUCAGCUUCCCGCGUUCCCUCAAGAAGUUGACAUUAGAAGAUACAGAGCUCUCAUGGGAAGACAUGGAGACAAAAAUAGGUUGGUUGCCCCAUCUUCAAAUUCUCAAGCUGAAAGAUAAUUCCUUCAUUGGGUCUGAGUGGGAAACGUCCGAAGACCAAUUCGCAAGUCUCAAGUUCUUGCAGAUUGAACGUUGUGGUCUUGAGUGUUGGAUCACAGACAGCGCCCACUUUCCACGCCUUGAGCACCUUCAUCUUUGUAAUCUACCGCGGUUAACAGAGAUUCCUUCAUGCAUCGGAGAAAUACUAACACUUCACUCAAUUAAGUUGAAACGUUGUAGUGAGUCAGUGGUGGCUUCAGCUCAAACAAUAAAGGAGGAGCAAGAGGAACUCGACAAUCAAGACCUUCGAAUCAUUGUUGAAUGAAGAAUUUUUAAGGAAAUCGGUUGCUCUUUUUUUUAAAGAUGAAGAUGCUUGUAGUAGGAGAAGGUGCUAUUCGAAGUUGUGUUUGCAGUACUCUCAUUUUGUAAUUUAUUUGCCAUUGUCUUUUAUCAUUUGAAGAUUGAGAAUAUUAUUUCUGCAAGUUAAUGUUAUUAUGUGAGUUUGCCCUUUUCA
Salvia hispanica is the source of this 2895-nucleotide messenger RNA. RefSeq names its product putative late blight resistance protein homolog R1B-16. Gene Ontology annotation, molecular function: ADP binding. The record is from RefSeq and is a predicted model, not a curated record. Gene Ontology annotation, biological process: defense response to other organism. Lineage: Eukaryota; Viridiplantae; Streptophyta; Magnoliopsida; Lamiales; Lamiaceae.